Molecule: messenger RNA, 1706 nt
Organism: Homo sapiens (human)
Lineage: Eukaryota; Metazoa; Chordata; Mammalia; Primates; Hominidae
Exons: 2
Coding region: 223-768 (181 amino acids)
Source: RefSeq, a predicted model, not a curated record
AACACGGAAAGAGCUGGCUUGCGAGCUCCCUGCUUAACAGAAGGCUCAGUUGCCCAAGUGACGAAGGCAUUGUGGGGCACGAACCAGGCUUUGGUGAAUUUAUCUCAUUAUACACCAGGAGUUAUAAUUUAAAAACCAGUGUCAUAUAAAGAAGAAAAAAGAUAUGGUGAGAUACAAUACCAUUAACACUUCUUCAGAAACGGAUUUUAAAGCAGAACUUCCAUGACUGUGAAAUCCAACCGGGUGCGCGACCACGAGGAAGGAUGGCGAGGGAGGAAACCGCGCUUUGUUGUUGAGGUGAGCCGGGUGCGCGACCAUAAGGAAGGAUGGCGAGGGAGGAAACCGCGCUUUGUUCUUGAGGUGAGCCGGGUGCGCGACCACGAGGAAGGAUGGCGAGGGAGGAAACCGCGCUUUGUUGGUGAGGUGAACCGCGUGCACGAUCCCGAGGAAGUAUUGCCAGGGAGGAAACCGCGCUUUGUUCUUGAGGUGAGCCGGGUGCGCGACCAUGAGGAAGGAUGGCGAGGGAGGAAACCGCGCUUUGUUGGUGAGGUGAAACGGGUGCACGAUCCCGAGGAAGUAUUGCCAGGGAGGAAACCGCGCUUUGCUGGUGAGUUAAUGAAAAUGUCAAAAGAACCUUCAAACGUGAAUGAAAAUCCUUCCACUUCCUGUGCUGUGGAGAAUUCCACUUACCGCUCUGAAACCAGUGAUUCUCAGAAGACCCUCUUUUAUUCCUCUGACCUUUCAGAUAGCCGGUGGCUGCCCUUUUAAUUUAUACUUUUCCAAGAUACUGUUAUUAUUCUCCUUAUUUUUUUUCUUACCAACUUCUGUCAUUCCUGUUCGGUAAAGUGCCCUUGUGUGAUUUAAUGUCUGGCAGUGGCCUGUGGAAACCUUUCGAGUCAAACUAUCAUCUUUUCUUCCUUGGCAAUCUCCUAUUCUUCAGGUUUUAAGCAAUGACUAGUUUUUACAUUUUCAGCACCUUAUAUAUUUAAUAGUGGAUUAAAAAUCCUGAUGUGACUUUUGCUUUUGUCAUCAUGCAUCUGUGGUUAAUGGGCCUAAUUUGUUUCGUAUUGCAGUAAUCUUUAUAAGGAGGUUAGAAAAAUUGUGCGGAGAAAACAAUUGUAAAACAAUGAAGCAGGAAGCCCUCUCCCCACAUCUUUCACAGUGUGAAAAUGCUAAGAAAUGUUAGAAGCAAAUUAGCCCUUAAAUUGUCUCCUCAUCCAGUCCCUCCUACUAUGUUAUGGAGAGAGGACACAUUUCCAGGACAAAAAUGCUUCCGCUGAGGACUGUUUCUAUACAAAAACUCACCACCUUCCACGCAGUGUCUUGUCUUAUCACUUCUGAACAGACCUUGGUGUUUGAAAGCGUUUAGAAAUUUGCUUAACUCGCCAUUUCCUGACAUAAUGAGGAAAUCAAUGUGUCUUGCCUUUCAAAAUGCGUGUGAGUUCAGAAUAAUUCAACAAGAGUAUGCGAUGAUAAGCAGAAAUGAGACUGCAAGAAUGUGCUCAUCAACUCAGAAUCAGUGAUAACUGACAGAUAAAACAAUGUUAAUUGACUAAGGGAGACCCUACAACAUUCUGUAUCUAGAGGAACAAACUUUGGCAUUUUGUUAAAGGUUGAUUUGGCAAUUUUGAGUGAUAUUCUAGGAAACACAGGUCUGCUUUGAUGCCACUAAGACUUUGAGUAGGGACACCAAUGACUUUCAGAUA